AUGUUCCCGGACGACCGCUUCCACCCGCUCAAGCCGGACGUUGACCGCCUCCACGACGAUCUCGCGGAGGUCACGGCGAUCGAGGGCACGCCACAGACCUCCAAGGAGCUCGGCUCUGCUCUCGUGCUGCACCAGUUCGUGCCGGCGUGGGACGUGCAGGCCUACGUGCGUGUCGCAGGCAUCCAAUUGCACGUGCACAACUCCAAGUACCCCACGUACGAAGCUACAGGGGAACUGCCUCAACUGAGCGAUGGCAACUUCUUGCUGCCGAGCGAAGAGAUCAUCAUGCACCUGCAAACGUUUCAUGCAGACAUUGACAAGGACCUGAGUGACGCACAGCGCAGCGAGUCGUACGCCUAUCGGUCGAUGGUGUCGGAGAAACUGAGACGCGUUAUGUUGUUUUGUCGGUGGGUGGAUUCCGCCACAUACAACGAGGUCACGCGACCGCAGAUGAAGCGCGUCAUUCCCUUUCCAUUGAACCUAUAUCUGCCGAAGAGAAUGCAUUUAGACACAAUGGAGAAGCUCCGCUUGUAUGGCAUCGCAACAAAAGAGCAAGCGUACAUCAUUGCUCGCGAUUGCUACACGGCGCUCAAUACGAAGCUGGAGAAAAGUGGCUCGCCGUAUUUCUUCGGAGACAAGCCGAGUGCACUGGAUGUCGCAGUGUUUGGACAUGUUGUUGACGUCCUUGGUAACUCGCAGCUAGCAGCUACCGUGCAUCAGCAUGCGCCACUGCUGAUCACUAUGGCAGAACGUGUCCGCGACGUAUACUUUGGUGCUUUGGAAGAUCAGCCUGCGAGUCUUAGUGUGGAGGCUAUGUACUCAGAAAACCAAGCCAAUUGCUUUGCAACCGCCUUCUCGAAUUGUGUCUUCAUGAGGAAGGUGUCGACACCAUUGCAGGUAGCCUUUUUGAAGCCUUAUCGAAGCCUGGACUGGAGUCGUCGGGCGCUUGCAUCGGAGGUGACUGAGAAGAAACGCAAGGAGGAAGCCGAACGGCGUGGAGACACAGAAGAGGAACAGAGUGAAGCUUUUCAAAAGGGUUCUCGUAACGCUAUAAUCGGUGCCAUCACAGCUCUCGUCCUAUAUGCCGUUGCUGCUUGGCCAGUGACCGUGGAAAUUGGUGGGGAGGGUGGCGAUGAUGAGGAUCGUGAAGAAGAAGGGGAAGACGAGCAUGAUGAUUGA
Hyaloperonospora brassicae is the source of this 1179-nucleotide messenger RNA. The record is from the annotation of a GenBank genome assembly. NCBI's taxonomy places the organism in Eukaryota, Oomycota, Peronosporomycetes, Peronosporales, Peronosporaceae.